AUGCCGUCCAAAGGAUCUUCCCACAAGUUCAAGCACUCCGCCACGGGCAGCCGUCCGCAGGACAGAGCUGACUACUCGGACAAGAAUUCUAAACGGCAGGACCGUGCUGCCCGUUGGCCUGACGUCGCCACAUCUUCGGCCGCUUCAUCCUCAACGGUGCAUGCGAGAGGUCAUGUGCCAGGGCUCGGCGCCUUUCAGCAGCGUAGCACGACUGGGGUUCCUGGCCAGCACCAGCCUGGACCUGCCGCCGGCCAUGAACUGUCAGAAGGCGGCAAGACGGCUACAGCAGACGAUUCGGAGACGGUGACGCUGAAACUGCUAACAGCAGACCGCAUUGUCGAGGGCGGCGGAAUCAAAGUCCCAGCUACGCACCCUUAUUUCCUGUACCACACUAUCUACCGUUAUUUCCCCACGAGCAACGUGCGCGAUGAGAGGGGGCUCGAAACUUGCAUGAAUGGACGGUCCAGAUAUGGGAAUACAGACAGUUUGGAUCAACGGCCUCGCGCCGGGAACGUGGAUCAUCGAGGUGGAGAACCAGCCUUUCAAGGACCAGGAAAACGAGGACUUUAGCUGUACCGAGCCCAUCGCGAUUUCGAGAUUUGGGACGGGCUUGGAGGAGGAGGAAGAAGGGAAUGGGGACUGGUGGGACAAGUAGUGGACUGCUACUUUGGUGGUGGUGUGGGAAAUGAGGGGACGUCCUUGGUUUGAUAUACCUUUUCUACUCUUUUCCUUUUUGUUCCCAUCAUCAGUCAUUCAUUG
Messenger RNA from Microdochium trichocladiopsis, 759 nucleotides. RefSeq lists its product as uncharacterized. The transcript has a single exon. Bases 1 to 570 code for a protein of 189 amino acids. NCBI's taxonomy places the organism in Eukaryota, Fungi, Ascomycota, Sordariomycetes, Xylariales, Microdochiaceae. The record is from RefSeq and is a predicted model, not a curated record.